GGCUGACACCCAACUACUGAAGCUGAAAGCGUGUUUCUUUAUCGACUCUCUUAUACCUAGAUGCCAAGGUAUCAAAAACCAGGAUUCUCAAGAAUUGCCACCUGAUGAUAAUACAUAUGUACGCCGACGCAAGACGCUAUCUGCACGCCGUGUGCCGCAGCCUUUUGGUUCAUUUUUCAACAUACAUCAGUAACGUUUAUCUGUUUCUACACUUACUCUACACUCCUCGACAAUGGUCAAAGAACUGUUAUCAAGGCCGCCUAAACUUACGAUAAACACAACCGUCAUUAAGAUCGGCCAGAUUCUUCAAGAUGCCGGUGUUAUGGAGCUAAAAACCUUCCAGGAGUUUGCGAAGGAUGUCAAAAAGACAGCCCCAAAUUACCUGUACCAAACGGCUUUCUCUAAUCAGGAUGUACGCCAAUGGCAAGAAUUUUCAAAGGAGAUGGUGGCUCGUUAUCCACAACUUGAAACGUGCUACGACUACUGGCCUCUACAAGUUUAUUAUGAUAGGUGGAUAAAGUAUCGUAUUAUACAUCGCAGGAGAUCGCGGUCAAACGUUCAAGACAUCAGACAAUUCUCAAACACCAAGGGGCUUGAGCUCAAGACAGUGCAAUACGUUGGGAGGCCUCCACCCAAACACAGUCGGCCACACCUACUAGAAGCUUCUCCCAUUGAAUAUUCGACGCCUACUGAGGUGACUGAGCCUCUGAAGUCUCCAAUCUUAUACCCAGACAAAUGCCUUGCAUGUUGUCGUCAUCCUAAACUCACAGCGGUGCAGACCAUGAAAUUGAAUCAUUUCUUGGCUAGUGGUGGAUUGUUCGACCUCCUCCCGGUCUUCAACUCGUUUGGGAUAUUUCACGAUGGACACCUUCGGCAACUCUGCUCACUAACGACGACAGAACGCACGGUGAUAUUAGCAGAGUUCGGUUCAAACGUGGACGUCCAAACUCUGUUGCAACACCUGGAUCAGUAUGCAAUUGGGGCUGAGAUGCCACUGAUCAGUUCCUCUUCAUCUCCGUCCAAUAUCCCGUGUAUGCUUUGCGAACGACACACAGAAUCAGGCGAUUACUUUCGUCGUACCAUCGCUGAGAGGUUGCACUUCCAUUUGAAUAGGAAGCGGCUGGAUUUCCUUGCCCCUGUGGCUGUUAUAUAUGGGAUCAUUGACGAUUCUCAACUUGAGCGGACCUUACGGGAGGCUGGCAAUAGUGCAUCAACAAGGAAGUUCCUCGCGGACCAUGCGAGUGUAACCCCGUUCUAUCAACAGCUGCUACAGAUUGUUUUGCGGGAGCUUGCGCGCCACAGUUAGAGUGAGUUGCUGGUGCAAAUAGAGUCGCGCAGUGAGGUUUUCUUGUUACGUUACUUCCACU
This is a messenger RNA of Marasmius oreades (fairy-ring Marasmius), 1367 nucleotides long. RefSeq lists its product as uncharacterized. The record is from RefSeq and is a predicted model, not a curated record. The coding region runs from base 233 to 1306 and encodes 357 amino acids. NCBI's taxonomy places the organism in Eukaryota, Fungi, Basidiomycota, Agaricomycetes, Agaricales, Marasmiaceae. The transcript is spliced from 7 exons.